CAGGCGGUGACUCACUACGUCUGUUCUAGCCACCAACAUGUACGCAGCAGUCGACCCCCAAGCACACCAAGUCGGCUCCGCAGCGCGCUGUGACGACCGCGAAAUCGCAAGUCACCACAGAGUACUCGUUUUUGGUCUCGAAGAGCCGUACAGGCCGCGAAAGCGCCACGAAGGACACCACCAUUCUCACCACCACCACGGCCGUCACGGGCAUCACUCUCACCACCACCAUCAUCAUCAGAGAGGCAGAACACACGGCAGCCAUUCAAAGUCCGGAAAGGAGGGCCGAGCGCGGCAUCGUUUGACCGUCGAGGGACAAGACUCGUCGCCGUUAGGUAGUGACGCGAGUCCGAAUGAGCCACCGAGUGAGCGAGUCAAGUUUAUUAUUGGAGAAGACAAUGAUAUGAACGACACUCCGACUGUGUUUACUGAGCUUGAAGAAUUGUGUGAGAACAAAGAUCACAAAUUGGAGUGGAAAGAGACGGCCAGAUGGAUAAAGUUUGAAGAAGACGUUGAACACGCUGGUGACAAGUGGAGUAAGCCUCAUGUAGCAACGCUCUCUCUUCACAGUCUAUUUGAAUUGAGACACUGCAUACUGAAAGGCAACGUCAUUCUCGACUUGGAAGCCACCAAUUUGGAACAAAUUACAGAUGUUAUUCUGGACCACAUGGUCGCUUCUCGUCAACUCGAAGAAAUCCAUCGUCAUCGUGUCCUCGAAACCAUACUACUAAAACAUCGUCACUACGGCGAUCACCACCACUCCCAUCACCACAAAGGCAUCCUGCAAGCCAUCAAAGGCUCAUUCGGUCGACAUCUAGACGAACUAGACCAAGGCAACUCAAGAACCGGAUCACAUGCCAGUUUGACAGGAACAUCUGGUGAGAAUGCUGGAGAUCAUGCAGAUAAAGGAGACGGACACUCACGAAACAUGUCGUCAGCCUCAGGACUCACACAUCAGGCAAAGGAGCCAUCCUUGAUGAAAAAAAUUCCACCCGGCUCUGAGGCUUCAAACGUUCUUGUCGGUGAGCUUAACUUCCUUACUGAGCCGCUCAUUGCGUUUGUUCGAUUGCACGAUGCCGUCACUCUCGGUGACCUCACGGAGAUUCCGUUGCCCACACGAUUUAUUUUCUUGUUGUUGGGUCCGUUGGGUAGCCAGCAGGCGAAUCAUGAGGUUGGACGUUCGAUAUCGACGCUUAUGAGUGAUCCUUUGUUUCAUGAUGUCGCGUAUAAGGCGAAGAGCAGGGAAGACGUGCUUGCUGGGAUCGACUUGUUUCUAGAUCAGGUUGUCGUCCUUCCUCCUGGAGAAUGGGAUCCUACCAUUCGUAUUGAACCUCCUAAACAACUCCCAUCAGCCGAAGAAAGAAAGAAAUCAUUUUGUCAUCCCCCAAUGCCCUCAGCUAUAGACCAACCCAAACAUCAUGCCCCCACAGGUCACAAGAGAUCAGGCAGUAAUGCUGGUGCUGGAGGGGAAGAUGGAGGAGGUGAUGGGAAUGUGACAACAGCAAGAGUUGGUGAUGGAGGUAAUAACAAUCAGGAGGAUCAUGCCGAUCCAACUCUGAAGAAAACAGGAAGGUUGUUUGGCGGUUUAAUCGCAGACGUUCGUCGCAAGGCUAAAUUCUAUAAAAGCGACUUUGCUGAUAUAUUUAACCUGCAGAUCAUCUCAUCGAUUAUUUUUAUUUAUUUUGCUGUGAUCUCUCCUGCAAUUACGUUUGGUGGUUUACUAGGAGACAAGACGGACAACCAUCAAGCUGCCUUUGAAAGCGUCCUAUCUGUGUCCAUUACUGGCAUCGUCUGGUCCUUUGCAGGUGGCCAACCAAUAAUCAAACUCGGACCCACCGGUCCAAUGCUCAUAUUCGAAGAAAUUCUAUACGAUUUCUGUAACGGCCGAGAAGGCCUCGAUUACCUUGCAUUCCGUUUCUGGAUCGGCGUGUGGACGACUCUUUUCUGUCUCAUCCUCGUCGCAACGGACGCGUCCGUACUCGUUCGCUACGUCACCCGCUUCACCGAGGAAACAUUUUCCGUCCUCAUUUCCGUCAUCUUCAUAUACGAAGCCCUAAAAAAAUUGGCAGAAAUCAGUUCGAAGUAUUCGUCCGCACCGUGUCUCAACUGUGUGUGUAACUGUACGGUGAAUGGCACCACCGUGAAUGGCACCACCAUGAACGGAUUCGUCGUCGCCAUGUUCCCGAUGCAAACGGCCAACGCGAGCUGCAACGACUUCGGCACAAUGAACAACCUGACGACGACGUCCGUGUGCCCUGAGAUUACCGGCUUUCGAGAAGUCUUCUUUCUGUCUGUCAUUCUGAUGUUUGGGACGUUCUUUCUGGCUCUUUACUUGAAGGGCUUCAAGCAGACUUCGUAUUUGCCCGCACGAGCUCGUCAGAUCGUCAGCGAUUAUGCGGUUGUUGUUGCCGUCAUAUUUUGGAUUGUCAUCGAUGUCGCGUUUUCGGUUGAUACUCCGAAGUUGAGUGUGCCUGAUAAGUUUCAGCCGACGAGGAACGAUCGUGAGUUUGUGAUCAGUCCCGUGCCGUCGGGGUUUCCUGCUUGGGCUCCGUUUGCUGCUAUUUUGCCGGCAUUGCUGGUGACGAUACUUUUGUUUAUGGAUCAGCAGAUUACGGGGAUCAUUGUUAAUCGGAAGGAAAACAAGAUGAAGAAAGGGGCUGGUUAUCAUCUUGACUUGUUUAUAGUUUGCAUCCUUUUUUUUAUCUGUUCCCUUCUGGGUCUCCCAUGGGUCGUCGCUGCUACAGUUCAGUCAAUAACUCAUGUCAACAGUUUGCAAGUAUUCAGCAAGACCCAAGCACCCGGAGAACAACCAAAGUUUUUGGGAAUCAGGGAGCAGCGUGUGACUUCACUCGUCGUCUCAAUACUUGCCGGAGUUUCACUUCUCAUGACACCAUUACUGAACAUCAUUCCCAUGCCAGUAUUGUAUGGCCUGUUUCUAUACAUGGGUGUGGCCUCUCUUCAAGGUGUUCAGUUUGUUGAACGUGUGUUAAUACUUUUUAUGCCUCCGAAGUAUCAGCCGGAUCGUUACUAUAUUCGUCAUGUUGUCAAUAAGAAGAUACAUUUGUUUACUUUGAUUCAGUUGGUUUGUCUUGGAGCUCUUUGUGUGGUCAAGCUCACGCCGGCCGCGAUUGUGUUGCCAGUGUUGGUACUCAGUCUUGUGUUGGUGAGGAGGCUGAUGAACUUUCUAUUCCACAAAGAAGACUUAGAAAUACUAGAUGAUCAACUACCCGAAUUCAUCAAGAGAAAACAUGCAGACGAAAAGAAACGAAAGGCUAAAGGUCGCAACAUGUCUCACACUCAACUUGUUCCUACUGCUGCCAGCAAUGCAAGCAUUCAAAUCAACAUUUCAGCCGAAGUCGAUCAGUGUUCUGUAUGGAAGCAUCUGAACGACGAAACAACCGUGAGGAAUAGAAAGCGGCAGCAAGAGAAUGGUCCCGGGCCGCCGGUUAUUGAAGAAGUUACAGAAACACCGACAAUUGUGAUUGAGCCUUCAGUUUCGACUUACCACGAAUCUUCAGUUUAAUUAAUUAGUAUGUAUAAUUAUUGAGUAUUGUGUAGGAUUGGUUUUUCUUACGAAUUAAUUCAUUAGUGAACGUAUAUUGUACUUUAGUGUUUAUUUUGGCUAGUAGGCCGAGUGUCUGGUAAUUGAAAAAUAUUUAGUGGGUGUAAUUGAUAUUAAUGAAAUAUGCUUCGGUGAGAAAACUAAACGUUUGUAUGUUUUUUAGUGUAAUUGUAAGGUUUACUGCCCGAAUUUCAACUGAAUUGUGCCAGU
Corticium candelabrum is the source of this 3772-nucleotide messenger RNA. Its product is annotated as electrogenic sodium bicarbonate cotransporter 1-like. NCBI's taxonomy places the organism in Eukaryota, Metazoa, Porifera, Homoscleromorpha, Homosclerophorida, Plakinidae. The transcript is spliced from 15 exons. The coding region runs from base 38 to 3523 and encodes 1161 amino acids. Gene Ontology annotation, biological process: transmembrane transport; regulation of intracellular pH; bicarbonate transport. Gene Ontology annotation, cellular component: plasma membrane. The record is from RefSeq and is a predicted model, not a curated record. Gene Ontology annotation, molecular function: monoatomic anion transmembrane transporter activity; solute:inorganic anion antiporter activity; sodium:bicarbonate symporter activity.